Labrus mixtus (cuckoo wrasse) is the source of this 2381-nucleotide messenger RNA. RefSeq names its product CDC42 effector protein (Rho GTPase binding) 3 (gene cdc42ep3). The coding region runs from base 816 to 1874 and encodes 352 amino acids. Lineage: Eukaryota; Metazoa; Chordata; Actinopteri; Labriformes; Labridae. The transcript has 2 exons. The record is from RefSeq and is a predicted model, not a curated record.
ACAGACAGGCACACACACACACACACAUACAGUAUAUAUUGCUCAGUGUACAUGUCAUAGAGGACAGUUAUAGAGAGAAGAGACAGCCACAUAUCACAUGAGGAAUGUGCUGCUCUCCACACAGUGCUCUGCUUUUUUUUGAGCUUGUGAUGAUCACUCAUCACCGCAGCUCCACCACCACGGCACAGGAAGCGAGAAGGAUCCUGAAACAUCAAAAAAAAGAAUCCAAGCUAAGUCUGGGGGUAGGAGAGAGGACAGACAUUAACAGGUGCUGCUAGAGAGGCAGCAGAGAGAGCGCAGAGAGAGAGAGAGAGAGAGAGAGAGGGGAAGGAGAAGGGGGGGGAGCACAGAGGGGAGGUGUAGGAGGAGACUUGCUUCAGAGGGAAAAGGAGCCGGAGUGCAAUUCCAAAACAGCUGUCCGGCAGACGUCCCAUUCGACAGGAGUGCAGCCCCGAGGCAGAGACAGGAGGCAGGGCAGUGUCAACAUGCCACAGGAGCAGCUCAGCAGCCACUGAACGCGCACACACAGAUACACACACUCGCAGACCUGAGGCUGCAGUGAUCAGGAGAACACCAGCACAGUAUACCUGCACAGGAUCAGGGUCUUCUCAUUGGAAUAUCUGAGGACAGAAGCCAUUCGAGGUCUUGGAUUCUAAUUUCCUGAUCGAUGCUGAGAUUAUUUUUGGAGUCCUGACAGACCGGCUGAGAAUGUAACUGGAGCCCCUCCUUAGGGGAACUGUAACAUCCAGAGCUUUUACAGCAUUUCUGACUUUUUCGUCCCCCCACAUCUGAGCUCUUCCUCUCCAGCUGCAGCCAUGCCAGCAAAAGCGCCCAUUUACCUGAAACCUACCAAUAACAAGAAGGGGAAGAAAUGUCGCCUGAGAGAUAUUUUGUCCCCGGACAUGAUCAGUCCGCCGCUCGGGGACUUCCGCCACACCAUCCACAUUGGGAAGGGCGGGGAGAGAGAUGCCUUUGGAGAUAUGUCCUUUCUGCAGGGGAAGUAUGAACUCUUACCAGGAAAGGGAGACGUCCACCCUCAGUACGGCGUCCAAAGUGAGUUUAUGAGAGCUAACAGCACUGGAGAUGCUUCUUUUGCAGAGACCCCUUCUCCAGUUCUCAAAAACGCCAUCUCCCUUCCAACUAUUGGAGGCUGCCAGGCGCUUACUCUUCCCAUGAUCUCCUCCACUGUGUUCUCACUGCCCCCUGAGCAGUCCCUGGAGGACAUCAUCAGGCCUACAGCACCCAUGAAACCCGGCAGCACAGAGGAGGUAGAGAUCCUGCAGAUGGAAGCUCUUCUGCGCUCCAUGGACGUCUUCGGCAGCGAGCCUUCCUCUCCCGCCCCGGAGAUCCAGUCCAAGCCUGAUGUCCUCCUGGACCUGCUGGAGAACAGGGAGUCCACCUCUAAAGCAGUCGCCAAAGCAAACAAAAUAAACAAGAGCGAAAAGAGGUUUGACAAGCCCACAUCCUACUACAUCAACAAUCACAGCAACGGCUCCUUCAAAGCUAACGGCAGCCUGACCAGCGACACGAGCAGCGACAGCUUCGACAGCCUGAACGGCAAAGAUUUCCCCAACAAAGUCUACAGCGACAACGGAAACUGCAACGGUUACGGACACUUUAACGAUGACAUUACCGAGGGAUUCAAGCAGGGGCUCUCAAAGUACAACGGAGAGUGGGUGGACAGGGACAGUGGGGUGGAGGAGGGCCGCAUCUGUGAUUAUGAGUUUGAGUUUUCCAAAGAGAAGAGCACGUCACAGGAUUCCCUCGCCCAGGUCACAGGGUCGUUCCUUUCCCUUGAACUCGAUCUGGGCCCGUCCAUCCUGGAUGAGGUGCUCAACAUAAUGGAUAAACCCGCAGCAAAGAGCAGGCCUUGAGCUGCAGCGAGAGCCAGGGGAGGAGAAAGGGAAUUGUUAAACUAAAGCCAUGAGUGGAGAGAGACUCAAAAAGCAAUCAAAAUGGUGUCUGGAUAUAUCACUGAGAUGAAGAUGAGCUGCAAUAGACAGAGCUGCUUAUGUUUUUUACUGUCCAAACAUGUAACGAUACAAGCCUCUAUGGAGUGUUCAUUCUUCUCUUUUCGCCGCAUGUUUAAGAUGCAUGAACUCUUGAGUUACAGCUUAAACACAGCCAUCGUGCCUUUGACUGUAGAAAUGAUAGAUUGGUGUUCUAAUGUUGACUUCCACGCUAUAUUCACAAUAUGUUUGAGGUCCUUUGCUUCUUUCUUUUUUUUACACCGUCUUGAACAUUUUGUGACUAUAAGUGUGUUUAACAAAUCUUUAUUUUGUUUGUCACAUCAUUCAUUUGCCAACAAGAGAACACUAUGCAUAUUUGUGUUUUUAAGAAUUGCAACACAAAUAAAUUAAUUUUUGUCCUAUUCUGGCAAA